UGGUAGCGGGCAACAGAAACACUCUCCGGCCCUAUGCGCUGCGAAUCGGCGGUGGAAAUAAAAUUGAUGGUUCCCUUACAUCCGCUAUUUGAAACCACAUCCUGAGCCAUAACACAAAAACAUUCGAAACCUCUUAUCAAGCGAGGCAUAUUCCACACAAUUUGAUGUCAUUCGUUUUCGAUAGUACAUCUGAAGACGAUUCCAAGCUAUUCAAGCUAUUAGCCUCCGCAUCCUUGCGCAGGGAUGACAAAGCACCGCUUUACCCGACAGCGGCUACGCUAGAAACGUUUGAAAAUCGCGAGGAUAUGAAAGCACUUCGCGCACAGCGUCGUCACUUCCGGGAAGAGCUCAAACUCUCUGCAGACAAUAGAGAGGUAAAGCAACUUACCGCAAAAAUUGGAGAUCUACGGACGGUAUUGUCAAACUUGGCUGUCAAGCAGGCUCGAGAAAACUACUUCGCUGAAGUUGAUUCCCUUAGGGCUCGUGGCCUGUCAACCGAAGAUAUGCCAGCCCCCCCUCCAAAUCCUUUCAGAUGCUCCUUCGGUCCCAGUUUACCUGCAGCAACAAUCAUUGGUCGAUACUUGAACCCCAAAGAUCCGGCUUCCGACACCGCUACGAAAAUGGUUUUUCCAAAUUCGACCGACAGUGGUUCUGACCAAACUACCCAAAAGCGGCUUGCAGUAUCGGAAAUGCUUUUUGCGUAUCUGAAUGAUAGGUACGGAGAAGUAGAAGGGAUUGCUCAGGAAAUGGAGCAACCAGCCUCCGAACAUAAGAAAGCAGCUUCCACGCUCUCUACAUGUCUUCUCUGCCUACAAAGCUUCACUCGUCGACGUAACCUCAGUAGACACCAUCGGAGCGUCCAUUUCACAGCAACGACCUUUGAACCUUUCUCAUGCCCCGAAUGUCAGCGGCAAGGAAAGGAGGAGUAUAGAAUCGAGAGGGCAUCGGAGUGGAGUAACCAUGUCGAAAGAGUACAUGGUUUCAUCAAUACUCCGGUUCUCUUCACUAAGCCAAUCGUCAAACCCAAACCAAUGGCUACAACUACCAAGUCGAAAUCCGCUCCUUGUUUAAGAUGCGGCCAAUUGUUCUAUGCCGGAAACAGUUUGUCAAGGCAUAUGAAUAAGUAUCACAGAAUCGUAGAGCCAUUCGAUUGUCCAAAAUGUAAGGGAGAAGGGGAGAAUAUCCAGAUUAAUGACCUCGCUUCGUGGCUUACACAUACGUCGGAUGUUCACGGUUGUAAUGGGCAAACAGGAGUGGUUAUUGAUAAGGAAUGCCUACCAAAACAGGGACAGAAGAAGAGGAAAAGAGAAAACAUAGUGGAGGAAGCAAUAAAACGUAGUAAAUUAGAAUCCUAAGUAUAUAGAAUACAAACUAGAAUGCUAUCUCCG
Neurospora tetraspora is the source of this 1388-nucleotide messenger RNA. RefSeq lists its product as uncharacterized. The transcript is spliced from 2 exons. NCBI's taxonomy places the organism in Eukaryota, Fungi, Ascomycota, Sordariomycetes, Sordariales, Sordariaceae. Gene Ontology annotation, cellular component: nucleus. Gene Ontology annotation, biological process: regulation of transcription by RNA polymerase II. The coding region runs from base 165 to 1355 and encodes 396 amino acids. Gene Ontology annotation, molecular function: DNA-binding transcription factor activity, RNA polymerase II-specific; RNA polymerase II transcription regulatory region sequence-specific DNA binding. The record is from RefSeq and is a predicted model, not a curated record.